Molecule: messenger RNA, 2215 nt
Organism: Haliotis rubra (blacklip abalone)
Lineage: Eukaryota; Metazoa; Mollusca; Gastropoda; Lepetellida; Haliotidae
Exons: 3
Coding region: 561-1775 (404 amino acids)
Source: RefSeq, a predicted model, not a curated record
UCUGCAUAAAUGUUCUACCGAGAUGCAAGUUUCUAUCUUUAAAAGUUUUCGUCAAAUUCAACAGUACGUAUCCUGGAACUGUAUAAUAAAAGUACUUCACUGUACAUAGUUUCAGGUUUCUAUAUAUGGAAUAUUGAUAAUAAGUAAGAACGACACUCGAGUACUUAUAUUACCUCGAAGGUUAUCGACCACCCGGAAAGACAUAUUGGUGCGCUGUAAAGCUGCAGUUGGUGAUGGGUGGCUGGAGAGACGGCCGGGCACUGACAGGUUGGAAGCCUUCAGACAGCGGCUCUCCCGUGUUGUACUUGGGCGGUGAAGAUGGUAGACAGGUGUGAAGAAUGUAACCAGGUUGAUGUGGAAACCAAGCGAUAUCUGCAGGAACACAUUCUGUGUCACCAGUUGCGUGAUUAUGAAAGUUAGGAAAACAACAGCUAAAGUUUGUAGCCAGCUGUGACGACACUGAUCACGCUUCGGAAGGUUAUAUAUUCCAGGAAAGUGAUUGUGAUAUCAUUUGUAAUGAAUCAAGAUCAGAUGUUCCAAGUUUACCGCACCAUGUCAAGAUGGGUGGCUACUUUUCUCUGAGCAAGAUUUACGCAGUGUGCUUUGUUGUAUCAGCGGGCCUCACGCUCACAUCGCUCAUACGAUUCAACGUAACGUGGACGACGCCUUCUGCCCGACGGGGCCACCCUGCAACACUUACUGUGUGUCCUGACGUCUUAGCGCGGAUGACGAGAGGACGCUGGGUAGCCCGGAAUGUUUCACUGAAGGAGAGACAAAGAUUGGACGCGUUUGUGUCCACGAUGCGACAACAAUAUAAACUUCCUAUAACGAUGCAGCGGAAGGACGGACAGUGUGGCAAUGUCUCCUAUGCUUCCGACAUCCGUGCCCAUAGUGUUCUUCGUUAUUUCCGAGCGAUGUGUGAUCCUAGUGGUCGGACCCCGUGCUGCAAGGAUACAAUGUGUAAAGCAGGGUCGCCGGAGGAAUGUCUAUGUCCUACCUGCUACGAUCUCCGCCGGGAUGUCCAUUCCGAGUUGGCCAGUUGGGAGCCAGAUGACGUCCGAUGCAGGUUCCGCCUGUUUAGCACCGAGGAUGCAUGUCGUCUGCUAGCGGGGUCCUCACUGCUGGUGGCGGGGGACUCUCUGAUGCGGCAGCUGUAUGUGUCCCUGCUGCUCAUCCUCACAGGAAAUGCCCGUGACGGCGCUUUAGGAAACAACAUACCCCACGACAUGCGCACGAGAUGUUCCGGCAUGAACCAGUUCACGGACAAGGCGUGUCGCCGGUAUAUGCUGACGGACAAGGCUGUGUGUAGCGGUAGUGUCAACAUUGGCUUCAGAGUGCGCACAAGGGCUGCGUAUGUUGAUAAUUUUUUAUCUGACAUCAGGUCUUUGACCGGCAUCGGACGCUCCAUAGUACUGGUGGGAUUCGGCCAGCAUGAUGCCCUCAGCGUUCCCUUUGUCAAGUUACAUUUCCUACUUCCGGUGCUCAAAUAUAUGAAGUCAGCCAUGUUGAAAUGGCCUCGAAUGGUUUGGGCCUCGGUUCACUCUUUUGGAGUCCUUGCCUUUGCGUCAGAGCGCAAUGCAACGUUGGUGCGUGACUACAACAGACAAAUCAGCGAGUUCCUGGCGACGUGGGGUGUCCCUGUGAUAGAUACAUUCAACAUGACACUCGGUACCGUCAGCGUCGACGGGGUGCACUAUGGGCAAGGCGUUAACGUGGCCAAAGCGCAACUCUUUCUCAAUUAUCUUUUCGAGGAGAAAUUAAAAGGCCAGUGGUAAAUCAGCAGUAUUUGUAAGAAAGAAAGGAGGCAUUUAGUGUUUAGUUACUGCUCUGAAAGUAUAACAAGCCUCAUGCGUGCCAGUUGUUUGAACGUGGUUGUACAGGCUGUUGUUUGAGUAUGACGUGCUGCAUUGUUGGGCUAUGGCACCACUGUUUUGACACAUGGUGUUGAACCAUAAGAUUUCAUUGUCGUUUCAGAACAAGUGACUGGUAUAUACACGACAUGCAUAGAAGUGUUGUUACGAUAAGAUGACAACUAACGACAAACAGUUUUUUGUUUACGAAUGCACGUGCACUUUACAAAAGGCGUUACAGUUAGAUAGCGCACUACUGGUGUGUUCUGUGAGAUGACACACUACAGGCGUGUUCUGUGUGUUGCCGCACUACAGGUGUGUUCUGUGUGUUGACGCACUACAGGUGUGUUCUGUGUGUUGCCGCA